CAUUUUUCAUUUUUUUUCGUUUGUUUAGGACUCAUGUGUGCUGUCUCCGCUUCUCCCUGCAACUAGUCUCUUUUAUAUUUGCCGUUGAAAACCGUUUAUCAUUUUUAAUCAUUUUCGUACCAAUAAGAUUAAACAAAACAAAUAUCUAUACCAUUGUUAAUUACUAUUUUUUUUUUAAUUACUUUAAUUUUUCCAUGUGUGUGACUUCCUCCAAUUAAUGCUACAAAAUCAAUCUCCCUCUCGAAUUUUGUUAUUAAAAAUUCCUCGCUUCGGAUUUGGAUAAUCUGCAUCUCCAUAUAUUAUUGCCACUAUAUAUUAAACCUUAGCCGUCUGCACUUGUUCUCAUGCCAAAGAUCCUAAUUCAUAUCUUGCUUUUGCUUCAGUUUUGAGCGAUUCGAAGGUGGAAGAGCAAUGAGAACAGAGUCCAACAAAAUAUCCAAGUCUUCGUGGCCAAAACAAGCCGUGAAAAAGUGGCUUAACAUAAAGACUAGUGCUGAUAAGUUUCACUCAGAUUAUUGUUUCACAGGAGCAGAAAGGAGGAAGAGUUGUUCGGACAAAGAUUGUUACGCCGUCGUCCCAGAUAAUUUCUCAGAGGGGUGGUUGAUGGAUUCUAGAAAUGGAAUGAGAAGUUGGGAUCUUGGGAAGGAAGAAACUUGUGUUCCUUUCAGUGAUGCUCUCGACCUCAGGAUGUUCGUGGGGACGUGGAACGUUGGAGGGAAGUCACCCGAUGAAGCUUUGAACUUGAGGGAUUGGUUCAAGUCUCCUUCACCAGCUGAUGUCUAUGUAAUUGGGUUCCAAGAAAUAGUGCCGCUAAACGCAGGGAACGUGCUUGGGCCAGAGGACAGUGGGCCAGCAGCGAAGUGGCUAAGCCUUAUGAGGCACGCAUUAAACCCAAACAUUGAAGAAGAAAAAGGAGGCGUUAAGCAGCAGCAACGGUAUUACCUUGCAGCAAGCAGGCAAAUGGUUGGAAUCUUCUUAUGCGUUUGGGUGCGUGCCGAUCUUUACUGCCACGUCACCAAUAUUAGGGCCUCUUGCGUUGGCACUGGCAUUAUGGGCUACCUUGGCAAUAAGGGCUCAAUAUCAAUUAGCAUGAGACUGUACCACACCACGUUCUGCUUCGUCUGCACCCACUUGGCCUCUGGAGAGAAAGACGGCGACGAAAUGCGUAGAAACUUGCACGUCUCGGAAAUCUUGAAGCGAACUAAGUUUUCGAGUUCCUUCGAGGCUCCUCAAACCAUACUUCAACACCAUAAUAUCAUAUGGCUUGGAGAUUUGAAUUAUCGGCUUGUAGCUGGCUACGAUGAUACACAUGAGCUUCUCAAGAAGAAUGAUUGGCAGGCACUACUAGAAAUGGAUCAGCUAAGAAUAGAGCAGAAAGCAGGUAGAGUAUUUAAAGGUUGGAAUGAAGGGGGAAUAUACUUUGCACCUACAUACAAAUACUUAGCCAAUUCGGACCACUAUGUUGCCCAAACUUCCAAGUCCAAGGAAAAAAGACGCACUCCUGCUUGGUGCGAUCGAAUACUGUGGAAAGGGGAAAGGUUGAAGCAGCUAUGGUAUGUUCGUGGAGAAUCCAAAUUCUCUGACCACAGGCCAGUGUAUUCGAUGUUCUUUGCUCAAGUCGAUUUGAGGGGCAAAAAUGGCAUUACUCCUCCUCCUCCUCCUCCCUCUAAUGCUGUCACCAUUACACGAUCAUGUUCCUCAAAACCAUUGGUAAACGCUGGGCUACCAUCGUCUUGCGCUGCGAAAGUGCAGGCAGAAGAGCAGCUCUUGAUGCUAACGAGGACACAGAGUUGCAUGGACACUGUACAAAGUUUGUGAGUCCACCAUGUAGGGCACUAAGAAUUUUGGAGGGAUGGAAUUCUUUUUUUAAUUUUUUAUUUGGCAAGAGAUUCUUAUUGGAAUUUUGGUCAUCCAGUUUGGAGACUAGAUUCGAUGAGGAAUCUUAACUGCCUUGAAACACCGCGACCUCCUCUGUAAAUUAGGAGAUAUGGUGUUGCUUUGCUAAUUUUGAUGAGGAAGAGAAAAUGUGUUGAUAAAUAUUUGUAAAUCUGGAAUGUGAUAUAGUAAGAAUGAUAUUUAUUUGAUAUCAUUUUGUAUA
Messenger RNA from Arachis duranensis, 2098 nucleotides. RefSeq names its product type I inositol polyphosphate 5-phosphatase 8. The record is from RefSeq and is a predicted model, not a curated record. Gene Ontology annotation, molecular function: inositol-polyphosphate 5-phosphatase activity; phosphatidylinositol-3,4,5-trisphosphate 5-phosphatase activity; phosphatidylinositol-4,5-bisphosphate 5-phosphatase activity. Gene Ontology annotation, biological process: phosphatidylinositol dephosphorylation. Bases 412 to 1818 code for a protein of 468 amino acids. The transcript is spliced from 10 exons. NCBI's taxonomy places the organism in Eukaryota, Viridiplantae, Streptophyta, Magnoliopsida, Fabales, Fabaceae.